AUGAGUCCAGAGACGCAGAGCCCGAGGGACGACGAGACGCGGCCGCUGCUUGCCACCACGCAAAAUGGCCAGGCCACGCGCCGAAAAGACCUACUGCAGAGCGCACGCAAAGAGGGCACGCACGCCUUGAUGGCAGCCCUGACGUGCAGCUAUUCCAACGUGCUGCUUCCCUGCGUGCCUCUGGGCCUCAUGGCCGGCGGAUGGGGAUGGCCGCCGGCCGCCGUCUUCGUCCUCAACUUCCUGGCCAUGCUGCCGCUGGCUUCGAUCCUCACCUUUGGAACCGAGCAGCUGGCUGCCAUUGUAGGUUCCGUGGCCGGCGGCCUGAUCAACGCCACGUUUGGCAAUGCAGUAGAAAUGAUUGUGGGAAUAAGUGCCUUGAGAGAGAAUGAAAUAUCCAUCGUCCAGUCGAGCAUGAUUGGAAGUAUUCUGUCUUCUAUUCUGCUGAUUCUCGGAACGUGUUUCCUGCUCGCUGGCCAGGGGAAGAAGUCAGUCGACAUCAACGUCGACGUCGCUGGCGUUUUGACAUCUCUCAUGAUUAUAUCCUGCGUAUCGCUCAUCAUGCCCUCGGCGCUGCACAUGUCGGACCCCAACCGUGGCGGCUCCAACGACCAUCCCAGCGAGCACGUUUUGCUCCUGUCGCGCAUCACCGCCGUCAUACUGCUCUUGUUUUACCUCAUUUACCUGUACUUUCAAUCGGUCACGCACGCGGACCUGUUUAGCGAGGAGGAGGACCAGCCUGAGGACAAGCUGCACGGCCUGUCCAGCAGCAUCAUCCUCGUGCUUGCCACUCUCGGCGUCUCCUUUUGCUCUGAUGCGCUCGUCGAUAGCGUCGAUGGCUUCGUCGAAGCGCUAGGGGUCAGCAGAAGCUUCAUUGGCCUCAUUAUUGUGCCGAUUGUCGGCAACGCAGGGUGUCUGGUCGGGACGGUGCAGUGGUCGAGGUCGGAUCGCGUCAAUCUCGCCGUGUCCGUGAUUGUCGGGGCGACGCUGCAGAUUUCGCUCUUUGUCACGCCCUUUCUCAUCGUGGUUGGCUGGAUCAUGGGCAAGCCCAUGUCGCUGCAGUUUGACACGUUUGAGACGAUUGUGUUGACCAUGUCGACGCUGGUUGUGAACUGUAUAGUGCACGAUGGGUCGACGAAUUACUUUGAGGGCUUGUUGCUGGUGAGCACGUAUGUGAUUAUCGGUAUAGCUUUUUUUGUUCAUCCGGAUGCGGUCGCAACUUCAUCGUGA
Molecule: messenger RNA, 1227 nt
Organism: Metarhizium brunneum ARSEF 3297
Lineage: Eukaryota; Fungi; Ascomycota; Sordariomycetes; Hypocreales; Clavicipitaceae
Product: Vacuolar calcium ion transporter
Biological process (GO): calcium ion transmembrane transport; intracellular calcium ion homeostasis
Cellular component (GO): fungal-type vacuole membrane
Molecular function (GO): calcium:proton antiporter activity
Source: RefSeq, a predicted model, not a curated record